Caenorhabditis remanei is the source of this 1044-nucleotide messenger RNA. RefSeq lists its product as uncharacterized. NCBI's taxonomy places the organism in Eukaryota, Metazoa, Nematoda, Chromadorea, Rhabditida, Rhabditidae. Bases 1 to 1044 code for a protein of 347 amino acids. The transcript has 4 exons. Gene Ontology annotation, biological process: DNA synthesis involved in DNA repair; double-strand break repair. The record is from RefSeq and is a predicted model, not a curated record.
AUGACUGUCUCUGAUAUCUUUAUCUGCUCUGUCUAUGUCGAGGGCGUAGACAAGAUUAACUGCCGUCGAUUUUACUUCGACAAAGGAGUGAACGCUGUGAUUGGACCCAAUGGCUGUGGCAAAUCUAUUCUUCUAGAGGCGAUGAGAUUUUGCUUGAGUGACACGGAGAAAUCGUCUAUUAUAUCUGACAAACUUACUGUAGAAGUGUCAUUUAAGCUGUCAGAGGAUUCUCUCAAAAGCUUCCGAAGAGUUGUUGAUAAGGAAGACUACUUUGUCCAACCAUUCCAAAUUGAUGAAAAAGAAGUUACAAAGGGAGAAUACUACCAGGAGUUGGCUGUUCUCAACAUCUAUUCUGUGGAAAUUCCAUAUAUGAUUCCAAACGCGUCGUGGGGCGAACUGACAACUGUUUCAAAAACAAAACUAGCUCGUUUGAUUGAAAACAUACACCCUGAUGGAGCUGACAGCAGAAACGAGUACAAGCAAAAGAAGAAUGCACUGGAAGAAUUUGAGAGUAAGAAAAAGCCGACGAAUGGAGUCAAAAAACCUAGCAAGAAUUCUCCGCAAUACAAAAAGUUGCUGGAGGACUUCGAAAAAAUUGAAUCCGAACGUCAAGAAUUCUUCAUCGAAUCACUCACCUCUAUUUCCGCUACCCUCAACAAAUAUUAUCAACUGGUCUAUGGGAAUGAUAAUAAGAAGUCGGUAUCGCUGAAACCAAUCGACCCAUUUCAUGCCUAUCUUGGCGUUGAAUUCAAGGUUGACCAUGGGUACGGAGAUUUGGAAUCUAGGGGACUGUCCGGAGGAGAAAGCAAGUUGAUUUCAAUUGCUUUUUAUCUAGCUGCACAAGCAGCCGCAAAGACUCCAUUUGUCAUCCUAGAUGACUUCGACUUGUCACUUUUUGAGAAAACAUGCGAAAAGGUCGCUCCGGCUCUCGAGGAAGUCGCUGCCUCUACUGGUCUCCAAAUGUGUGUCGUGUGCAAGUAUGACAAAAUGAAAGCUGGAAUUGCCAAAAAGACUGAUAUGUCCCCACAAUUCCUUUUUUGUUGA